UUGAACACCAAGGUGCGUGAAACGGCAUAAAACGGGAACGAGUAUUAAGGAUUCAUUACAUGAACAUUCCAAGACAAAAGACGGAGACAAUGUCAACAAACCAGUAACCACGAAACCAAAUUUUACCAACUCAGUACAAAGCAUCCUUAUGGGAAGGGGAUUCUGAAUUGUAAUAAAAACAAAGGGCUUAGCUCUUUUUAAAAGGGAGAUAGUUGCAAAAUAAUCUGUCAAUGGAGCAGCUGACCAUGCUCUACGACAAAAGUGUCGAAAUCAUAAACAAGAAAGACCGGCGAUUUGCGCCCCUUCCCGCAAUGUGGCGCGACAAACCUACCUCCUACUGGAACAGAAUCCGCACCAACUACAGUGGCUUCAUGAUACCGUACCGGAAGGACUUCAACGGCACGGAGAAGUCAGCCAUCAACGGAAACAUCCUUGGCCUCUUCUUCAAUGGAAGCCUCCACAACAAGUCCAAGAAGCCGCCGACAUUUUCGUACUUUGGGAACCAGCGCCUGAUCGUCAACUCUUCCUUUAUCGUUAAUGUCCACCAGAACAUUUACUUCGUGGACUUCUACUGCCACAACCUGAGGGAUCAUUACGUCACGCUGGUGGUCGCUCGCCCUGGGUCCGUAGUUGACCGUUUCUGUCAACGUCAUUUGAUGCAGAUCAACGUGUUCAACAACCCUUUCCUUAAGAUCGUCAACGGUAAGCUGUACGUCACGCUUGGCGUCAACAUAGAGGUGUUUUACACGGAUAUUGUCGACGUCAACCGGGUGAUUCAGGACCGGAUCGGGAAGUUCAUGCCCGUCACGUUCCGGGGAAAGGGCAGCAAGGAGUUCGGAAUCCCGAAAAACCUGGCAUGUAAGGUCUGCAACUUGUGGUAGUGCUGAUCGAUUUAGUUGCAAAGGAAGAAAACAAAACAGAUAUCAAUUUUCAAGAAGUAGGGUUUAUAGACAGGCAAACAUUUAGUAGAUGUAGCUUUCGAUUAUAACUAGUGCUAUUUAAUCGUGUUUAUUUUUGGGGUUACUUUUUACUUUUAACACUCCUUUUCCGCUAUCUUCCGUCUUUCUCUAAGCUCUUCUCUGUCCUUUCACAUCAUAGAAAAAUGUUAUAUAUAUUCUUUUACAUUGUAACCAAUUUGUUGAAUAAAUUUUUUACCAUGAA
Molecule: messenger RNA, 1161 nt
Organism: Magallana angulata
Lineage: Eukaryota; Metazoa; Mollusca; Bivalvia; Ostreida; Ostreidae
Product: phytanoyl-CoA hydroxylase-interacting protein-like
Exons: 4
Coding region: 231-881 (216 amino acids)
Source: RefSeq, a predicted model, not a curated record